This is a messenger RNA of Geodia barretti, 1635 nucleotides long. Lineage: Eukaryota; Metazoa; Porifera; Demospongiae; Tetractinellida; Geodiidae. The record is from the annotation of a GenBank genome assembly.
AUGACGACCACGGAACAACAAACUGACCUGAAGCCCUACGUGGUGCACACGGUGGGCGAUGCCUCGGAAACUGUCCAGACGCCGGGGAUGGUGCGCCAGCCGGCCGUCGUGCCGGGGAAGGGCGACACCACCAAGAUCUGGAUGGGCAAGGUGACGGCCGCGCCGCGCGAAAAAGGGCCGCCGCACACACACCUCGAGGCGGAGACCGCCGCCUACGUGAUCAAAGGGCAUGUGCGGGUCUAUUUCGGCGAGAACUUCGCGGAGUGGAUCGAGGCCGGGCCUGGCGACUUCAUCUUCGUGCCGGCGAACACGCCGCACAUCGAGGAGAACCCCUACGACGAAGAGCAGGAGGGCAUCCUGUGUCGCACGCCGGACAACUUGGUGGUGAACCUGUAAAGGACAUCGGCAUUGCGAUCAACUGGGGGCGAGUGAUCAUUCGCCCCUACGUUUUGGCGUCGGGUGCGCUCUCAGGGCAAUCGCGUCUUAAUAGUAUUUUUAGAAAUGUGCUAACGUGCCAUGAUCCGUUGAACCAAAUGGAGGCAGUGAGGCAUGGCACAACCACCCAAAACAACUAUUCUCGAUCAUUUCGCUGACCUGGACGACCCACGGGUGGAACGCACCCGACGCCAUAAGCUGGUGGACAUCAUUGCCAUUGCCAUUUGUGCCACCAUCUGCGGCGCCGAUUCCUGGGUCCACAUAGAACUCUUCGGCAAGAGCAAGCUGGCCUGGUUUCAGACCUUCCUGGAAUUGCCCCACGGUAUCCCAUCCCACGACACCUUUGGCGAUGUGUUCGCCCGCCUGGACCCAGUGCAGUUGCAGAAUAGCUUCGUAUCCUGGACCCAGGCCAUCGCCGAGUUGCUGCCGGGUGAGGUGGUGGCCAUUGAUGGCAAGACGGCCCGACGGUCCUAUGAUCCGGCGGGGAACAAGGGGGCCAUACACCUGGUCAGCGCCUGGGCCACGCAGAAUAACCUGACCCUGGGCCAGGUCAAGACCGAGGAGAAGUCCAAUGAGAUCACCGCCAUUCCACAACUGCUGGAGAUGCUGGACUUGAAUGGCUGCAUCGUGACCAUCGACGCCAUGGGCUGCCAGCGGGAGAUCGCCCAGCAGAUCACAGCGGGCGGGGCCGACUACGUGCUGGCGGUGAAGGAGAACCAGGGCCGGUUGCAUGAGGGCAUCCGAGACCUGUUCCAGGGAGCCGAGGCCUGGGGUUUUGACGGGGUGCCUUACGAUUAUGCACGGACCGUGGACAAGGGACACGGACGGGUGGAACGGCGGGAAUGCUGGACCAUCACGGCGACGGACUGCCUGGAUUAUCUGGACCCCCAGGGGCAAUGGUCCCAACUGAAGGCGGCCGUCAGGGUGGUGGGCCAUCGUCAAACUGGAGCGGAACAACUCCUGGCUGCCAUCAGAAGCCACUGGAGCAUCGAAAACUCGCUGCACUGGACCUUGGACGUGACCUUUCGGGAAGACCAGUGCCGAGUGCGCAAGGACCAUGGACCGCAGAACCUGGCCACGCUGCGGCAGAUUGGGCACAACCGGUUGAAAAACGAAAGCACCUUGAAAGUAGGCAUUCAGGGCAAGCGGCUCAACGCCGGAUGGGACGAGGACUACCUGCGCAAAGUCCUCCUCGGAUAA